AUGAGGAAGAAGCAGACGGCCAAGCAGAGGAAGCUGGAGGACUCUUCGGGAGUCGUGCAGGAGUUUGUGGUGGAGAAAAUCACUCGUCGUAGGAUCUUCAAUGGAAGAGUCGAGUACUUUCUUAAAUGGAAAGGCUUCACAGAAGCAGACAACACAUGGGAGCCCGAGGACAACCUGGAUUGUCCUGAACUGAUUGAGGAGUAUCUGAGAAAUCACCUCUCGUCCAAGAAUGAGGAAGAAGGGCAGGAGUUUGUUCCUAAGGAAGAAAUGUUGGAGGAGACGGAAAUAUCCCCACCACAGAUACGUGCUCAGCACUGCCUUGAUGAUCCAGACUCACCCGCAGGCCUGGACGCUUACCCCGAACUUGAAUGCAUUAUCGGCUCCACAGACAGACGCGGGGAGCUGAUGUUUUUAGUCAAAUGGAAGAACUCCGGUGACGUGGCCCUGCUGCCAGCUCACGAGGCGAGCGCCAGAUGCCCGCGGGCUGUCAUCGACUUCUACGAGCAGAAGCUGACAUGGCACUGCGGAGAUGAUGAGCAGUGA
Molecule: messenger RNA, 543 nt
Organism: Nerophis lumbriciformis (worm pipefish)
Lineage: Eukaryota; Metazoa; Chordata; Actinopteri; Syngnathiformes; Syngnathidae
Source: RefSeq, a predicted model, not a curated record